Salmo salar (Atlantic salmon) is the source of this 2332-nucleotide messenger RNA. Its product is annotated as BTB/POZ domain-containing protein 6-B. Gene Ontology annotation, cellular component: cytosol. Gene Ontology annotation, molecular function: protein binding. The record is from RefSeq and is a predicted model, not a curated record. Lineage: Eukaryota; Metazoa; Chordata; Actinopteri; Salmoniformes; Salmonidae. Gene Ontology annotation, biological process: neurogenesis.
AGGGAGGCUCUUCUGGGCUUCUGACGUUGACGGUAUGCGUAAAUCUGAUUUGUUGGCAGCGAGCUGGGCGUCCGAGAGGAUUACACCAAAAAUAAAUAAAAAAAUAGACAGCAAGUAAAACUCUCGACCCGACAAAUGACCAUUCACAUCGAAUCCAGACUGCAGCUAAGGAGUAACCCACGCCUUGUCCUAGUUGAUAAGUAGCUUUAGGAGAAAAAACAUCUGCCAGUAUUUGCUCAGGAAAACAGCGGACUCUAAGCGAGCAACGAUUAUAUGGAACUACCAUCUGCUCGAAAAGCGAGAACGUAAUACGUUUUGGGGAGACAACUCAGCGGCAACAAGAGGAUGAAAUGAGAAAGAGAAAAAAAGUAUUCAGCUUGAAGUUGGAAUACAACCCAAUUGGACGGAUAUUGUUUAUGUUGCUCUUACAAUUGAUUCGGGAAACACUGAAAAAGUCUAAAAAGACUGGGAAACACACAGGCAGGUUACCAGUAUGCUAUGAGAUUCUAACCCUGUCCCUGAAGAAGAAGAUGGCUGCAGAACUGUACCCUGCGACCACCAAUCUAACCAACAACGGUACUACGGUGACCGCCAGUGACAAGAAAAGCGAUGUGCAGGUCACCCAGUCAACCACUGCUGCAACAACACCGACCACCCAGCAAAACAUAAACAACAACAACAUCGAUCCUCCCAGCUGGCAGUCCUCCCACCCCACGCUACGGGAGAGGAAUGCCUUGAUGUUCAACAAUGAACUCAUGGCCGACAUACAUUUCAUUGUUGGUCCCCCUGGUGAAUCUCAGAAAGUACCAGUACACAAGUAUGUGUUGGCAGUGGGUAGCUCGGUCUUCUGUGCCAUGUUUUACGGGGAUCUUGCAGAGGAGGAGUCCGAAAUCCAUAUCCCAGACGUGGAACCUGCUGCUUUUCUAAUUCUGCUGAAUUACAUGUACAGUGAUGCGAUAGACCUGGAGGCGGACACCGUGCUGGCUACCCUGUAUGCUGCCAAGAAGUACAUUGUACCAGCCCUGGCCAAGGCCUGCGUCACCUUCCUGGAGACCAGCCUGGAGGCCAAGAACGCCUGUGUGCUUCUGUCCCAGAGCCGUCUGUUUGAGGAGCCUGAGCUGACACAGCGAUGCUGGGAGGUGAUUGACGCCCAGGCUGAGCUGGCCCUGGGCUCCGAGGGCUUCUGUGAGAUCGACUUGCAGACCCUGAAGAUCAUCCUGCAGAGAGAGACCCUAAACAGCAAGGAGGUGGUGAUCUUUGAUGCCGUGAUGAGCUGGGCCACAGCUGAGUGUAAGAGGCAAGGACUGAGGGCAACCACCCACAACAAGAGAUCUGUCCUGGGCAAGGCACUCUACCUGGUGCGCAUCCCCACUAUGACCCUGGAGGAGUUCGCUGAUGGGGCGGCCCAGUCAGACAUCUUGACACUGGAGGAGACGCAUGACAUUUUCCUGUGGUACACAGCGGCCACCAAGCCCAAACUGGACUUCCCACUGGCACAGAGGCAGGGCUUGGCGCCCCAGAGGUGCCACCGCUUCCAGUCGUCAGCCUAUCGGAGCAACCAGUGGCGCUACAGGGGCCGCUGUGACAGCAUCCAGUUUGCAGUGGACAAGCGGAUCUUUAUCGCUGGACUGGGUCUGUACGGGUCAAGUGGCGGAAAGGCCGAGUACAGUGUCAAGAUUGAACUGAAGCGGCAAGGGGUGACCCUAGCACAGAACCUGACCAAGUUUGUGUCGGACGGAUCAAGCAGUACAUUUUCUGUGUGGUUUGAACACCCAGUUCAAGUGGAGCAGGAUGCCUUUUAUACGGUGAGUGUCGUGCUGGACGGGAAUGAGCUGAGCUAUUUUGGCCAGGAGGGCAUGACGGAGGUGCAGUGUGGAAAAGUGACUUUUCAGUUCCAGUGCUCCUCGGACAGUACCAACGGGACUGGGGUGCAGGGGGGACAGAUCCCUGAGCUGGUGUUCUAUGCAUAAGCUGGACUGGUCAUAAAAGGAGAGGUAGAGAACAUAUAGACCAUACUCUACAUCCAUAUGUUCCAGCCUUAUAAAUAAUGUAGCAUUAAGACACUAGAGUGUCAGACUAAACAAAAUACUAUUUUUAAGUCAAGGAACGUUUUAUCUUAUUUAAAAAAAUGUUAUUUGUAUUAUUUUAAUUAACGCUGCAAAAAGCAGUCCCUUGUAAAAAGUCAUAUUGCACUUGUGGACAGCCUCUGCAAUGAUGUUGUUUUGUACAUAAAAUACAGUUAAAUGGUUUGCAGCUUGAUGCUGAUCAACCCUGAUGUUCCUGUUUGAGAGCUUACGAACCUGCAGAAAAUCAUAAACAUUUUGUGAGAUAA